ACAUGAUUGCGAUUGUUCAUGCUGACCAUCGUCUUCUAUGAGCUACCUACCUGCCCUAGUUGCAAUUGAAUAUUAAUAAAUCAGCUGAGAUGAUGAAGCUUUUCUUUGUAGCCUGUCUGGUUGCAGUGUGCAGUGCUAACCCUCCUGCUCCAAAGGUGGCUGAGUCUUUCUGUGGAGGUGGGGAGAUUGAGUUCCAUCAAUCUGAGAAAACUGACAUAGGCAAAUUUGAUAUCUGUCGUGACCAGGUCAAGCAGAUGGAGGUUCAAGCUGCCAUGUACCAAGAUCCCGAUAUGUUUUUCGGGUCACUGCUCCGAUACGACUCUAUGACCAGUCAUAUGGCCUACUACCUCAGAGGAAAUGGGAAGGAUGAACCACGCUGUGCUCCUGAAAUGAGGAAUGUUACCUCCACACUGCCUCCAUUCUUUGACUGGCUUCAGUUUGCUACUUACGAGGGACAGGAGAAAGUCAGAGAAAUGAGUUACGACCACUGGGGAUUGACAAUUGCUGACAUCCGUUUGGAAUUGUUUGUGUCCCCUGGCAAUCCUAAUGUGCCUGUCUACUAUAACCGAAAAGAAGCUGAGGAUUUUGUCCACUACAGUUUCAUGAGCUUCAACGCUACUGCCCCCGACCCUAAAGUGUUCGAUAUCCCCUCUCAGUGCAAGGGACCAUGAACACACUAGUUGAACCAACGAUCUUCUAUCGUUUAACUGUACAGAAAUGCUGUUGUACAUGCAUGUAUGUAACAUAUACCUUUAGUUAAUGCUGCCACGUUUUUUGCCAAAUAAUGAAUGAAUUUAUUAUUCAUGAGA
Molecule: messenger RNA, 809 nt
Organism: Halichondria panicea
Lineage: Eukaryota; Metazoa; Porifera; Demospongiae; Suberitida; Halichondriidae
Exons: 4
Coding region: 90-671 (193 amino acids)
Source: RefSeq, a predicted model, not a curated record